This is a messenger RNA of Neocloeon triangulifer, 3830 nucleotides long. It is a transcript of the gene enc, whose product is annotated as cAMP-regulated phosphoprotein 21. The record is from RefSeq and is a predicted model, not a curated record. The transcript is spliced from 17 exons. The coding region runs from base 516 to 3236 and encodes 906 amino acids. Lineage: Eukaryota; Metazoa; Arthropoda; Insecta; Ephemeroptera; Baetidae. Gene Ontology annotation, molecular function: nucleic acid binding.
GCAGGUUAUCUGGUUGAAUGUUUACACCGUGAGAUGAGAGAUGUCGCGUAGCGCAUGCGAAUAUCAGACGGGGGUUGAUUUUGCUCUCGGGGAACAGCAGUGGAGAACAAUUGCUGUCCGUGGGUGAAGAAAAUUGCGGGCCAUCGGCUGGCGACUCAACUCUGCACCUGCGAGCACCGUUCUCCGGCACCAGAAGAGGUCUGCAGCAGCCGCCACCGGAGCUUCAGCGUUUUUCGACACUUGCAGUUGGCAAAGCGAGAAAAGAGCUGUCGUCUAGCAACAGCGGCGCGCCGCCUCCGUCCCGACCGGAGGAGGCCAUCAGCGAUUUCGCCACCUCAGGCGGCGGCACCCCGGCGGAAGCCAAACUGAAACCAUCAGAUGCUCAAGAUUUCAGAUGCUUGAGUACCCUCUUGAAAUCCUCUGCCUGUACAAUGCAAGGUGCACACACAUCGUAGGAAGCUCGCUCUAAUUAGCCCCUAAGUUAAAUCUGUUGUCUAAAUUUAAUAUCAAAAAUCAUGGCCAGAUUAGAAAUUCCCAGCAUAGUGGUUCAUGCUGGCACGUGUAGCUGCCCUGCCAGUCCUCAAAUGGAGCGCGCCUCCAUCUCCACUUUGCAGCACUCGCUAGCCGAACAGGAGGACGAGGAGUCUAGGGGCGACGACCUCGAGUCAAAAACAGCAAACGACGAUGAUCUCAAUGCCGACACUGUAGCCAGCGACGAGGAGCAGAACGAGGCCGACGAACAGACAGGAGAACCACCGCCUGGUGAUUCAUCAGGGUCAAGUGCUCCUGUUCGUCAAAAGUCACAAAAUAGCAAAGUAAAACUUCUAGUCAGAAGUCAUGCAAUGAGGGAGGAGACUUCGCCGCCGCCAGACCCUGAGAGGGCAACUCUAGAACCUCCCGCAGGCGCGGGCAGGCCCAGUUCUAGACUGCGACUCAAGCAACAGGGUUCUUCUCAAGGCAGCAUGGAUAGCAACUCACCUCUUAGUUUAUCUAGAGAUUCUAGCACUGAACAACCUCCAACGGGAGACAGCUCUGGUGUCGACUUGCCAGCCUUUCUCACCGAAACAGUCAAUCGGAGUCACAAAGACCGGCAGCUGCUGCUGCGAAUUGAGACAGAGCUGCAAAACCUUGUCAAAGAUACAAAGCGCACGCAAUUCAAGUUCCCUCCCAUGUCGUCGUAUCAACGAAUGCUGGUGCAUCGAAUGGCUGCUCUGUACAACAUGGAGCACAACGUGGACUCGACAGGGGCGCAGGUGGUGGUCGGCAAGACUGCCACUUCCAAGACACCCGACCUCAGACUGAGAGACCAGAUGAGAGGUGACCUCGAGAUGGAACCACGGAAGUCGAUUCUCAAGAGGGACACAAACUCCCUGGACGAUCCAAAUUCUAAAGCAAGUGCUGACAGUCGCCGAAGUAAAAGCUUUGAGGAGAGAGAAGAAGAAUAUGAGAAAGUUCGAAAGCGAAUUUUCAAGCAGGAGGGUGAUGGGAUGCGAGUGAUGAGAGGAGACUCUGGUUUGAGUGAAGGGGAUGAAGUUAGGUCUAGUCAGGAGGAUUUGCGCAGCUCCUGGGCAGCGGGUGCCCAGACCUGGAGCAGCUCAGACAGUUCUGACGGGAGACCUCAACUCCUCAGACCCAGUCCUCCCCAUUCCUCUUCGUUGAGACCAAGCCGAUUGCUUAAAGUGGAAUCCUUUGAGAGCAGAGACAUUCUACGUUCAAACUCGAUGCGCCAGGCUGUUUCAAAGUCGUACAGCUUUGGCGGCUAUUCUGGUGGGACUACCGCUCCGAGCAUAGCCAGGGGUGACAGUAUGGUCAGCACUCAUAGCGCUGGCGCUCGUCUCCUGACCAAACAAGACUCAGGCACAAGCAGCGUUGCCUCGCGUCUCUCACCCCUCAGCUCGGGCUACAAGUCUUUGGGAUCUCAGCGGUCGGACGCGACCAUGUCUGCAACCCCAUCUCCAACAGCCACACCUCUACUUCCGCAGGGUCCAAUGCAGAUGCCGGCUCACCUGCAGCAACACUUCGUAGGACCCACUCUGAUGUGGGCCGUGUCUAGCAUGGACAGUGUGCCAGCUGGGAGUUUACUGAUCAAUCCGCAAACCGGCCAACCAUAUCUCAAUAGCGAUGGAUCCGUCUAUCGCUACGACCCAAGCAAUCCACCCAAACUGCUGACCACCUCAGACCCCCCGCCACAACCUCCCUCCAUACAGGUGCACGCCUACACCUGUGCCCCUCCUCCACCGCCUCCACCCGAAUAUUCGCAACAACCGCAAGUCAUCUACUCGUACCAGGCUGCCCCUCAAGCCCAGCAUUCCCACUCUCACCACUCACAGUGUUCACAGGAGGGGUGCUGCAUGACUGAAAUCACUUCGUAUGUGACUGGCAUGCAAAUUAAUGAUGCAUCCAACGCUUGUCCUGCCCCACCCGCCUCCAGCUAUGUUGUGGCCGCCCCUGGAUGGCAGCCUCCGCAACAGGCACCACCUCGUCCUUCACUCUUGCCGCCCCCACCACCAGUAUCAACUCAACAACAACAAAAUGUGGUGAUGCCUCCUUCUCAGCAGACGGUCCUUCUAGUCCAGCCGCAGCGACCGAUGGCCCUAUUUCCCCACUCAGGUGGAGGCGCUGAGGCUGGAUACUAUUCGCCGCCACAAACUAUGAUUGCAACAUCCGCUCCGCCGAACAACAAUCCUGGUCCUAUGUUCCAGCAACAGCACACUGUUUCACCGUCCAUGAGGGGACCAGCCUCGUCUGGUGAGGGGGUUGCGUUUGCAAGCACAACAGGCUACUACCCAGCAGCCCCUGUAGCUGGCAUGUGUCCAUCGUACUGCUUCAACCCUCCGAACCAGGUGCCAACGGCGGCCAGCAGCAGCCAAGAGUCAACGGGGCACCCGGACAACCCCCUCCAGGCGGUCCCGGGCCCGGGGGUGGACAGUGCAUGGUUUCGUGGGUACCUGCCGAGCAGCCAACCAUGGAGUCUCAGUCAGUGGCCCCUUCGGCCAACGACCCAGCCUCCUGGAACUGUUAGCCUCUUCUCUCCUUGCUCCUCUUCUUUCCCAAGCUGGCUCCCGACGGGCAGGCAGGGGACCACUGCACACCCACCGUACACAGCUGUGCCUCUCAAACUGCUCUGGCCUCACUUGAGGCAGCAUCAAAAUCAACCCACACAAGUUUCUGACAACCACGAACUGACAGACCAAAGAACAAUAAUGAUCGGUGGGAGGUUCCGACUGCCGCCUUAAGAUCCUCUUUGCCUUGGCCUCCGUUCUCUGCCAACUCAGACUUCCCAGUACAUUUGACACACCCAGACAUGGUUGCUAUGCUUCUACUUAUUCUACUGUCACUUCUUCUUCUUCUAAGAAAAUUUCAAAAAGCCACCCUCUCUGAUGGUUUUGCUAAUUUUUCACCACCUAGAAUGAGAGAUGGUAGUGCGCAUAAAAAAUCUUCGUAGGAAUUAUGAUAAUGAAACAUUUUGAUCACUUUUACGUACUUUAAAUAAUACUGAAGAAAUGCUGUCAUUCCUGUCCCGUCACUGUGAGGAGAUGACUUUUUAUACUGCAUUGCUAGCCCGAAUUUUAACCGUUCGACCAAAUAUUAAUAACGAAACGAGAUGAGAUGGCGCAUAGCACAAUUCCAUUAUUAACAGAGAGGUGAAAUCAUAUGAAUAUAUAAUCAUUUUUAACUGCAUGUGUCUGUACAGCUACAUCCGGGCAGCUGUUUUUGAGCCUAGUCUGGAUGAAAAUCAAACGUAUAACUUCUGAUUAAUACUAUGUAAAUGAAUCCAUAUUAGCAAAUCCACUCAAUGUCUCGUACACAAAAAAAAAAGAAAAAACAAA